Molecule: messenger RNA, 3108 nt
Organism: Prorocentrum cordatum
Lineage: Eukaryota; Dinophyceae; Prorocentrales; Prorocentraceae
Source: the annotation of a GenBank genome assembly
AUGGCCCCCGGCAUGCCGGCCACGAGCGCCGACGGGACGCCGGUGUCCGACCCGGAGGUGACGACCUGGCAGCAGCUGGGCUGGGGCAACAAGUCCGAGGGGCGGGUCGUGGAGGCCGACCUGGGCAGGUACGUGCUGUGCUGGUGUGCGAGCGGCUGCGACGGCGACGCGGUGCCUCUCGAGGUCGGCGUCGUGUUCGUCGUGGGCGCAGACUCCGGGCAGGAGCGCGAGUGCGUGGCGGGCGAGAUCUGUGGGGCACCGUGGCGGAUCACUGGGCUCACGGGGCGCGACUUCAAUCCGUGGGACCGCAUCGCGGCGAUGGACGUGUGCGCGGGCUCCUUCGUCGUGGGCUUCCCCGACGCCGGAGUCACUGAGGGGGCGACCAUCUUCCGGUCCACGCUGCCCGACGCGCUGGAGUGCUCGACCGUGAACCCCGCCGACCUGGACACCGUCGCGUCGAACUGGGGCUGCUACCGCGCCUCUCCGAGCGGCGGUGCCUACCGGCUGUGCUAUUGUACGCCCCGCGGGGCCGCCGGCGUGGCCAGCUGCGCCCAGCCAGAGGACUUCGGCUUCGACAUCGGCACUCUCACCGUGCUCGGCCCCAACACGUCGCAGCGGUUCAAGUGCGUCAAGGGCCAGCCCUGCGAGAUCUCCGACCUGGCCGGGUUCGGGCUCGAGGAUGGCGACCUGGUGCUCAUUCUGGAGGAGUGCGGGCUCCCGAGGGCCGAGAAUACCUCGGGCCCAGUGGCGAUCAGCGGAGUGGCUGGGCUCACGGAGUCCGCCGCCGUUGCCGCCACCAACGGGGGCUCGACAUUCACCUUCCCAGACGUCGUGAGUGCCGAGGGCGGCGAUUACCGUGUCUGCUGGUGCCGCCCCUCGGCGUCGCUGACAGGGUGCGCCAACUCGGUGGACUUCGCGGCCGACGCGGGGCAGCUCACGAUCGUGGCGCCCGUGCUCGACCACCUGCGGAAGUGCUACCGGGGUGCGCCGUGCGCCAUCGGCGACCUCGAAGGCUUCGGCCUGGCCGACGGAGACCUCGUGCGCGUGCUCCACACGUGCGCGGGCGGCGACGAGGCGCUCGUGGCCCACUGGCCCGACGAGGGGCUGUCCCAGGCGGCCGAGGCCGGCGGCGCCUCCGUCUCGUGGGGCGCCCAGCCGGUGUGGUCGGAGGCGGGCAGGUACGCCCUGUGCUGGUGCAUGGGCGGCGGCACGUGCGAGCAGCUCGGCGACUUCUCGCUGCAGAUCGGGGAGCUCGUCCUCGCCGGCCCCGCGAGCGGCCAGGCGCCCGUGGCCGUUGGGGGCCACCCGCUGCUGCUGGGCGGCCUGCGGGCCUUCGGCCUGGAGGAGGGCUCCCUGCUCGCGGUGCUGCCCAACGAGAGCGGCUGUCAGGGACCCGCCGAGGCGGUGUACGCCGCGGCCGCGGAGUCCCACUUCCCGAACGGCGGCAUACUGACCAGCCUGGCGCAGGCAUACGUCCCGACGGGUAGCGCCGAGAGCGAGGACGCGGCCGCGCCCUUCUGGUCCGAGGAGGCGCCCGUGGCGAUGACGGGGGGCACGUUCUCGCUAUGCAUUCUGCCGACGCAGGCGGGCAGUGAGACCUCCAGGAGGGGUGUCCACGGCGGCUACGUGUACCUGGGCUGCGCCACGCGGCAGGAGGCGCAGACGAUGUGCGACCUGAGGCGCAUGCCCAUGCCGAACACGUCGGCCGCGCAGGCGACGAUCGAGGCGUCCAUCGCGGCGGCCAGGGCGGCCGGCAGCCUGCCUCCUGGCAGCUGCGGGCAGGCGGUUUGGCUGGGCGGCCAGUGGAGCGACGCCCACGACCAGUGGCGCUGGGACAACACCAUCGCCAUGACCGAGGGCCCGGUCGCGCCCUCGGAGCACGACUCGCUGCCCGGCCCCGACGACGCCUACCACUACACGAACUGGGCCGGAGGCCAGCCCUCGGCCUAUCCGCACGCGCUGGAGCCCGCCCUGUACAUGGACGCCGCCACGGGCCGCUGGCACGACGCGAGUCCCGGUGGCCACGUCCUGGCCGUGGUGUGCGAGGAGGCGGUGCCGCUGCCCGCGGGGGAGCUGCGCCUGAGCGGGCCGGCAGGCCUGGGCGCCCCCGCGGCGGGCUCCGCGCAGCACUGGGAGGCCCGGGCCGGCCACCAGCUGGCCCUGGAGGGCCCGCUGGCCGGGGUGGACCUCCUGCCGGGGGACCUGCUGCUCGCCGUCGACGGCUCCGCGACGCCCUGCGCUGGCGAGAAGCAGGCCUCCGCCCCCAUGGGUGCGGAGGGCAUAUCGUACCCGUCCGCGGACGGGGCGUCGUUCGUGUGGCCGGGCACGGCGCGGGCGGCCGGGGGCAUCUACACGCUGUGCUGGUGCCGCCCCGCGGCGGAUGUCACCGAGUGCCGGGUCGCCGCCGACUUCCUGGUGAGCGCGGGCACGCUGUCCCUCCGGGGCCCCCUGCUCGGCCAGCACCACGUCUGCCAGAGCGCGGAGAACUGCAGCGUGGCCCUCGCGUGGCCCGACGACGUCGGGCCAGAGCAGGGGCAGCUGGUGGCGGCGGAGGGGGCCUGCGACGCCGACGCGGUCGGCUCCGCCGUGGCCUUCGACAGCUCCGACCCCGACGGCCGCCUCUUCGAGAUCGCCGCGCUCCCGGCGCCGGGCGGCGCGCGGGCGCUGUGCUGGUGCGCCUCGCCGGGCUGCGGCGGCGGCGGGGCCGCCUCCGCGGUCGAGGUGGGCAGGCUCGAGGUGCUCGGGCCCUUCGCGGGGCAGCACUUCUCCUGCCGCGCGGCGGAGCCCUGUGAAGUUGCGCCGCUGGUUGGCCUCGGGCCGGCGGUCGGGCUGCUGAGCCGGAGGCUCGACGCCCCCGGCGCCCUGGCGCUCACGAACCAGAGCGCUUGCGGCACCGCGGGCGAGCCAGGAGCGGUGGCGGUGCCCGGGGACACGUGCUCCGAGCACUUCGUCGGCUGCUCCCACUCGUGGCCCGCGUCCGCUAUGGACGUGCCGCCCAUGGACUACCUGCUCUGUUGGUGCCACUCGUUGAGUUGCGGGCCCUCGGAGUUCGUGGUGCAGGUCGGCACGCUGAGCGUCCGCGAGGCGUACUACUACUCCGACCGAUGA